Messenger RNA from Symbiodinium necroappetens, 1254 nucleotides. NCBI's taxonomy places the organism in Eukaryota, Dinophyceae, Suessiales, Symbiodiniaceae. The record is from the annotation of a GenBank genome assembly.
GAUGUCGGAGGCAUCGAGCCCGUCUUGACGACCUCUCUUGUGCAAGUGACAAUUGCGAAAACCUGCUAUUCAGCGGACGUGGAAACGCCGGAAUCCUUCCUCGAAUCGUUUCGCUUCCGGUGGAAUGUGGCCUGGAGUGGCCUCUACUUGCAUAGUGCAGGGGAGAGUGUCGUAGCCCAGCAGCGCUGGCUGGCUGCCCAGAGCCCUGGCGUCUACACGCUCUGCUGGUGCAACAACGACACGGCAGGGGCCUGCGAGUCGAUCUCAGACUUCAAUGUUUCGGUCGGGCAUCUGGCCCUGCGGGGGCCGAACAAGCAAGAGACGAGGAUGGUGACCAUCGGAGAGGAUCUGGAGCUGCCUGUGUCUGGUGUUUGGAUCUCCACCAGCGGAAUUGUUCGCAUCCAGCCAAGCUGUGGAGAAUCUCAAGCUCAGAGAUCUUUGGAAUCUGAGUCUGUGAUCUCAACUGGCGCCGAGUUUAUCUACAGCUUCGGCUUUGUCACCGAGGAUCAGCUUCCCCCUGGAACAUACAGCCUGUGUUGGUGUGAACCAGAGUACAGCUCGAUUCCAGCAAUCACUUGCUCAAGCCCUGCAGACUUUGUGACCUUCAUUUCAGAAGUUUAUGUUCGCUGCCCAGCCGGGCAGUUCAGUGCCAAUGACGGUCCUUGCACAUCCUGUGCGAUGUUCUGGGAAGAGCCUAACAUCUGGCGAAACCAAUGCCUGGCAGAUGCAUUAAACCUUGGCGCUGUUAUUGGCAUCCUUAUCUGCUAUUUCAUUGGCUGGAUCGUGCUAUGGUAUCAGGUGGGAAUCCUUACUUCCAAGGACGACCAAAGCUGCAGAUGCUUAGGUCUAUCUGGUCGCAAGGUGCAUCUGGAGGAUAUCACCUCAAGCCUUUCCAAAAAUGGGGACUCAUUCGCCACGAUCACGACCAGUGGACGCCACUAUCUGUCUGCUCGCUUCGGCGCCUUCCCUAUCUACUUCUAUCAAACAGGACACUACAGGCUCGACCGAAGACCUGCAGCUCGCAAGGUCUUGUACUCCGCACGGCCCUUGGGACCUCGCCGACUGCAGCUCUUGGAUGAGACUGGCAAGCCGGUUGGCGAAGCCGAGACAUCUCGGGGCUACUUCGUGCUGCCCUUCGUCCGCUGUGUCCUCCACAGCGAUGUGGUUUGCAAUGGGCUGCCAGCAGUCAUUGUUGCUCCUAUCCUGAUUCUUUGCUCACCGCCCUUGCUGCUGAUGGCACACUUGGACUACCAG